AUGGAUUCGGAGUUACAGGUCCUGGGUUCAGAUCUUGCCACUCCCACUCCCAGCAUGACCUUGGUCCCUGGAAGCUGCCCCGUGUCUCAUACCAUUUUGUUGGUACAACAGAGGCCAGAAGGCUGAACUUAUGCUGAUUAUGAAUCAGUGAAUGAAUGCAUACAAGGAGUUUGUAAAAUGUAUGAAGAGCAUCUGAAAAGGAUGAAUCCUAACAGUCCCUCCAUCACAUAUGACAUCUAUCAGUUGUUUGAUUUCAUUGAUGAUCUGGCAGAUCUUAGCGGCCUUGUGUACCGAGCAGACACUCAGACAAAUCAACCCUACAACAAAGAUUUGAUCAAAGAGAAAACCUAUGUGCUUCUCCAUUGGCAGGCCCAACAAGCUGGCAAAUAA
Messenger RNA from Dromiciops gliroides (monito del monte), 390 nucleotides. Its product is annotated as enhancer of rudimentary homolog. The record is from RefSeq and is a predicted model, not a curated record. Lineage: Eukaryota; Metazoa; Chordata; Mammalia; Microbiotheria; Microbiotheriidae.